AGACUCCAAUCAUGUCGACCCUCCUCAGCACCAUCAACACCAUCAUCUUCAUGGCUUCCCUACAGAGACCUAACUGAUGAUGGAUCUGUUCGGCAGAGGAGAGCUGGGGCUGCUGGGAGGCGGAGAGGGGUUGAGAGAUGACGUGGGCGUAUCUGGGAUCAGCUGGUCGGCCAAUCGGCUGCCGGAGGACAUGUACCCGGCGUCGGGAUUGGCCCUGGCUGCGGCCUAUCAUGACAUCAAGACCCGGCUGGCCAGUCUGGAGAGGGAGAACAGCAGCAUCAAGAGGAAACUCAAACACUACGAGGUCAAGUUUCCCAUGAUCAGUGAAUUUGGAGAGGAGAGGAUAGUGUGUUGCUCCUGUGAGCCCAUCAUCAAGGACACCAGCGUAAUCCAAUCAGAGACCACCAACCUACAACAGAGGAUCAACUCUCUCACUCAGGAGCUUCAGAAGAGUAAGGAGAGGGAGGAGAGGUUGGAGGAAGUCAUCCAGGCUUAUGAGAAGAUUCACCUGGAGAAAAGCAAUGUCCAGAGAGACCUAGACAAGAUGACGACUCUAGCAGAGCAGCACGUGGAGAGGAUCUGCAGUUUGGAGUCGGCUCUGAGACAGAGAGAAACUUCCAUUCAGAAGCUCAGUGCUCAGCUCCGCAGCAAAGAUGCCCAUCAGUCUCAGCUCCACGCCAGCCUGGACGUACCCAGAGAGGGUCGCGGGCCGACGCUGCAGAGCUCACGCAGCCUGGACGCCCUGUCGGACCUGAAGCUGCAGCGACUGGAGGCCGAGCUGGAGGGGGCUCGGCAGGAGGCUGAGGGAGCCUGUGAGAGGGAGAAGGAGCUGAGGGCUGAACUCCAGAGGCUGCAGCAGGAGGUCGCUCAGCUACAGGAAGUGCAAAGACAGUCACAGGAGCUGCCCCCACACUGUGAGCACUGUGACGUAGAAUGGAUAAAGAAAGCCGGGGAUGAACAAGUGAACCUAGCGUUAGCCUACACCGAGCUAACCGAGGAGCUGGGUCGGGUUCGCGGCCUGGCUGCAAAACAGAGUGACCUUUUACGGCACGUCUCACAGGAGCCUGUCUCUCGUCCUCCACCGACUCCUCAGCGCCUCUCCCCCACCUCACCCCAACGCCCCUCACUCUCCCCCGACAGGCUUCUCCCCGCCCCCUCUCCUCCCCUGUCCCUGUGUGACGGCCCUGCCUCCUACUCUCAUCAGCCAACGAGCAGCCGUCUACGAGCGAAGUUCCAGGGUCGCCGUAGUUACUCUGAGGUAUCUGACCCAUCAGCCAUCCAGAGACCCCACGCACGCCUGAUGAGGGACCCAGUCUCCACCCUCCCCAAGCCCAGGCCCCUCCUGGGCGAGACGCAGGGUUACAGCCAGACCAAACCUCAGCUCCGUACCAGCUUGGUGGGCCUGGUCAGACCGGCCUCAGCUCACGGAGCUGGAGGCGAGAGAGGGGGAGGAGGCGGAGGAGAGAGAGGCGGGGGCAGCAGUUUGAGCAGCAGUCCUCAUCACUGUGCUCUGGACCUGGGCUUUCCGAUGGCUGCUGAGGUGCAUCACUUCUGUCACCUCGACGACCCGCCUGAGCCCACCCCACUGGUGACACCACCACAGUCCUCUGAUGAAGAAGAGGACGUUUGCACGUACCUAUCGCCGGCUGCCAGCCCGCCCCGGACCCUGGGCGCAAUUGGGAUCAGCUCAUCGUCACCCCGAGAACAGCCCCUCCACCCCUCGUUCUCGUCUCCAAGGAAACAGCCCCACCAUCCCUCCUUCUCGGCCCCUGAGGGCCCUGCCACCCUCUCCUGCCAUCUGCCUCCCUACAUGAACACAGAGCAUGCUCAGUCAUGGCCUUCCAUUAACCUAUGGAUGGAGUCAGAGGAGAGCGCCGUUCGUAGCUGUCCUUUGUGUCAGCUGACCUUCCCGACUGGUUACCCUGACGACGCCCUCAUCAAACACAUCGACUCUCACUUGGAGAACAGCAAGAUCUGAUUUUUUUUUUUUUUUUUCACUCAUUUCCACCUGAGAUGGGCACCAGACCCAUACUGAUUGUUUUCCUUUGAGUUUUGAUCCAGAAAUGGUUUAAUGAGCCUGCAUGCUUCUUUCAGCGCUCCCUGUGGAACUCAUCCAGCCUUCCAGUCACAGAUCAGGGCUGUUUUUACCCAUCAGGCUCAAGUGUUUAUCAUUUCAUUUCCAAACUGAAAAUCUCCUCAUCUUUGCUGACUAAGGACAUACAUACAUUGCCUAAUAUCUCUCACAAAGCACCGUAUCUUUAUCUUUUCAUAACCAGCCUCUUCAUUUGUACAUAGACCUGAGAGCUGAAGGAAUGGCAGCUGUAGAAAAGACAAUAGUGCUGAACAUCUCGGAUUCAGUGACAGGAGCUGCUGAAGCUCCUCUGGUAACCUCUGAUAUUGCUGGUGUGAGAGCAGUCGUGGAGACAGGAGACGUGCUGGAAAACGUACCGACA
This is a messenger RNA of Toxotes jaculatrix (banded archerfish), 2453 nucleotides long. Its product is annotated as TANK-binding kinase 1-binding protein 1-like. The transcript is spliced from 13 exons. Gene Ontology annotation, cellular component: cytoplasm. NCBI's taxonomy places the organism in Eukaryota, Metazoa, Chordata, Actinopteri, Toxotidae. The record is from RefSeq and is a predicted model, not a curated record. Bases 77 to 1978 code for a protein of 633 amino acids. Gene Ontology annotation, biological process: canonical NF-kappaB signal transduction.